UCUGGGAAAAGCCAGCUUCUGUUUGCACUGGUCUUCACAACUCGUUACCUGGAUCUUUUUACUUCAUUUAUUUCAUUAUAUAAUACAUCUAUGAAGCUUAUUUACAUUGGCUGUUCCUAUGCCACGGUGUACCUGAUCUACAUGAAAUUCAAGGCAACCUAUGAUGGAAAUCAUGAUACCUUCCGAGUGGAGUUUCUGGUGGUCCCUGUGGGAGGCCUCUCAUUUCUAGUCAAUCAUGAUUUCUCUCCUCUUGAGAUUUUAUGGACUUUCUCCAUCUACCUUGAAUCAGUGGCUAUCCUUCCACAGCUCUUUAUGAUCAGCAAGACUGGGGAGGCCGAGACCAUCACCACCCACUACCUGUUCUUCCUGGGCCUCUAUCGUGCUCUGUAUCUUGUCAACUGGAUCUGGCGCUUCUACUUUGAGGGCUUCUUUGACCUCAUUGCUGUGGUGGCUGGUGUAGUCCAGACCAUUCUAUACUGCGACUUCUUCUACUUGUACAUUACAAAAGUACUCAAGGGAAAGAAGCUCAGUUUGCCAGCGUAAGUGCCAAAGACCAUCACCAGCAUCUGUCCUUCAGGGUGCUCGGACAGAAUUCUUACCACAGCAAAGGCAUAAGAUGCUUGACACGGAAAAUCAGAAACUUAACUCUUUUAUUGCAGAUAGUCAUCAGUGGCUCUGUAAGAAUGCAGAGGAAAAGAACCAGAAGGUUUCUGUUUAAUGCAUCUUGCCUUAUCUUUUUUUAUUACUAUGUACAAAGAUUUUUUUACACAAAGAAACUUAAUGCUGUAUUAAUAAAUUCAGUGUGUAGCUUCAAUUGGGAUAGUUCUAAAAGUGAAAAUUUUGUGAGGAAAGUGCAACUUUUUUUUUAUUUUAAAACAUUCUUUGAAAUUGUUGAUUCUUUGUGUCUGCAAUGAAAUUGUACUCCUUGACAGUUGAUAGAUUGUAUAUUCUUCCAUCUAUCAAACUUGCAUUCCACUAUAUUUAUUUUUGCCAAAAGAUGAGUUAUGUUUGUUUGAAAUCUGAGACACUAUGUUCAAUUUGGUAUAUUUGUUCAAAUUUAUUCCCAACUGACAUGGAAAUCCUUCCUUGGAUGUCAGAACACUACAUUUAAGGUUGGUAAGGAUGACUUGCAAGUCUUAUGGUUUUCAUUACCAAAAUUUUAGGACUCCUAAAGUAGAUGGAGUCUCAUUUAAGAGUCACCAAAGAUGCCUGCCCUCCUUCCUGCUGAGAAGUAUCAGUUUGAAACAGUCGCAAAGUUAGAAUUUAGGGGGCAGGGUUCUGGACUGCUUGCCAUCUAAGUGUGGGAUGGGAGGGACAGUAAUGAUUAUCUUGGUUGUAGGACUCUACUCCUCUGAGGAAUGGAACACUUUAAUUUAUAGUUCCAAAAGAUUACUACAACCAUGUCCAUGCUCAGAUUCAAAUGGUUUUUCAUACUACUUUUGGGUGGUAAAAUGAUUUACUUAUUUUUUUAAUUGGCAGCACCAAUUACCAUUCCUUAUAUUCUUUUUUUUACUUAGCUCUUGCAUGACUUAUCUUGUGUUACCAUCCUAAAUAAACACUUUGUUAAAUAUAGACUAAAUUGUCUUUUUAUUUUUUUUUUAUGAAUUAGGCCUUUGGAACAUCCUAUGAUAAUUUUUUGUUUUUCAGUUGGCAACAAAAGCUCUAUAGGGUUGCAAACAUUUAAAGUCCACUUAAUAAUCCAUAAAACUAUGUAUUUUGUGGAAAUAUUAGAAUUUUUCCUCUUGAUUUUGACAUUAUAUUCAUUUGCGAUAUAUUUUUUGAUUGAUUUGAUUUGAUGUCACGCACCGUAAGUGUUGAAUACUAACAGUGCUUACUGCAAGAAGGAUGUAGUGUUUUUGCUUUCUGCAUUAAAAUGUCUUGUGGAGGAAGGGAACUGGAUUGGUUUUAUUUUCUAGUGAUUGUCUUAACAUCUUUCUGAAUUGGCAGUGAAACUGCAUAGGUUAACAUCCUGUCUUUAUUUUACUUUCCCUUCUUGCCUCAUAUUUUUGCUUUUGUGUUUCAGUAUCUUUCUAGCAUCCCAGUCUUGCUUUAGUUUCUGUGGUCUGUUUUUAUCCUCCUUGGAAGAUUUUGAGAGUGUGGGGAAGCUGGGAAAUCCAGUCAUAGUAAGUUGAGCAGACUGCUUGCUGCCCGGACUGGGGGUGGGUGGGGGGCUCACAUUGUCUUUGUGUAUGUAUAUCAAACUCGAGCUGGGAUCAUUCACCGGCGAGCACAAUGCACAGAACAAGGAUCUGAAACCUCAGCAUAUCCAUACCUUCUGUAAUCAUUUUACCAAAGUAAAAAUAAAAUUGGCUAAGAUGUUACCACCAUUUUGUGGUCAACCAGGCUGACAUCCUUAAUAACAAGGUGCCUGCAUUGGAGUGCUGGACUGGGCAGCAUCCUCGCGCAUGUUGGAAACAAAGGCCUUGUGUGACACGCCUUAUGAAGCACUGUUUCUUAGUUACUUUCACUUCCUGAAUAAAGGUUACCAGGUAAUUGAUA
Molecule: messenger RNA, 2499 nt
Organism: Galeopterus variegatus (Sunda flying lemur)
Lineage: Eukaryota; Metazoa; Chordata; Mammalia; Dermoptera; Cynocephalidae
Product: ER lumen protein-retaining receptor 2
Exons: 4
Coding region: 91-543 (150 amino acids)
Biological process (GO): protein retention in ER lumen; endoplasmic reticulum to Golgi vesicle-mediated transport
Cellular component (GO): membrane; cis-Golgi network; endoplasmic reticulum
Molecular function (GO): ER lumen protein retrieval receptor activity
Source: RefSeq, a predicted model, not a curated record